GCGGCAGUGGCGGCGGGUCCGGGGUGCUGCUGGUGGGCCCGGCGGCAGCGCAGGGUGAGCCCCGAGGCAGGUGGCCGCUGGAGCCGCUCACGCGUCCGGCUGGCCCGCCCUCCCCGACCCAAGGGCUUGGCCGCACGUCAGGUGCGCGGCGCGGUGCGGAAGGGGCGGUGGAGAGCACCGGGACGGAGCCGCGACCCGCGUGAAGCAGCCAGCAAUGGAUUCUGAAGCCCUUCAGAAAUCCUCUGCAUCUCAUCCUAAACCCUCCGGGCUGACUCUUCAGUAUGGCACCGCCGGGUUUCGCACCAAGGCCGAGCAGCUGGAUCAUGUCAUGUUCCGCAUGGGCUUGCUGGCAGUACUCAGGUCCAAAGUCCUGGCAUCUACUAUUGGCGUCAUGGUUACAGCAUCUCACAAUCCUGAAGAAGAUAAUGGUGUAAAGCUGGUUGAUCCCCUUGGAGAAAUGCUGCACCCUUCCUGGGAAGAGUAUGCCACACAGCUAGCAAAUGCAGAGGAGCAAGAACUGCAGACAACAAUAACUGAGAUCUGCCAAAAAGCAGCAGUGAACCUGCACAAAGAUGCUUCGGUUUUUAUUGGGAGAGAUACCAGGCCAAGCAGCAAGAAACUCUCACAGUCAGUAAUAGAUGGUGUUUCUGUCCUAGGUGGUCAGUACCACGAUUAUGGUCUGCUGACAACACCACAGCUGCAUUACCUGGUCUGCUGUCAGAACACUCAAGGACAGUAUGGGAAAGCAACCCUGGAAGGUUACUAUGAAAAACUAUCCAAAGCUUUUACGGAACUGAUAAAGCAGUCUCCUAUCUCUGGAGAGAAUCAGAGGCACCUGAAGAUUGAUUGUGCCAAUGGAAUAGGAGCCCUGAAACUAUCUGAAAUGAAACCCUACUUUCCAAAGGAGAUGCUGAUUCGCCUAUAUAAUGAUGGAACCAAGGAGAAGCUCAAUCACUUAUGUGGUGCAGAUUUUGUGAAAGUUCACCAGCAACCGCCUAGAGGGCUGGUGAUGGAGCCAGGUGAGAGGUGCUGCUCCUUCGACGGCGAUGCGGACAGAAUCGUUUAUUACUAUACGGACACAACGGGCCGUUUCCACCUCAUCGAUGGAGACAAAAUAGCAACUUUAAUUAGUGUCUUCCUCAAAGAACUUCUGGCUAAGGUGGGCCAGAGCUUGGAGCUGGCGGUGGUGCAGACAGCGUAUGCCAACGGGAGCUCCACGCGGUACCUCGAGGAGACACUGAAGGUACCUGUGCACUGUGUCAAAACAGGAGUGAAACACUUGCAUCACAAGGCUCAGGAGUUUGAUAUCGGCGUUUAUUUUGAGGCAAAUGGACAUGGCACAGUAUUGUUUAGUAAAGCUGCUGAAACUAAAAUAAGACAGCUGGCAAAAGAGGAGAAAGAUGAUGGAAAAAGAGAAGCAGCGAAGGUGCUCGAAAACAUGAUGGACCUGAUUAAUCAGACAGUGGGUGAUGCUAUCUCGGACAUGUUGGCCAUCGAGGCGAUCCUGGCCCUGAAGGGACUGACAGUGCAGCAGUGGGACGGCCUCUACACGGACCUGCCCAACCGCCUGCUCCGAGUCCAGGUGGCAGAGCGGCGCGCGGUGGCCACGGUGGAUGCGGAGCGGCGGGCGGUGUCGCCGCCGGGGCUGCAGGACAGCAUUGAUGCGCUGGUGGGGAAGUACAGGGCAGCACGAGCCUUCGUCCGCCCCUCGGGAACAGAAGACGUGGUGCGAGUGUACGCUGAAGCAGACACACAGGAGAACGCAGAUGCCCUGGCCCUUGAGGUGAGCAUGGCUGUGUACCAACUCGCUGGUGGAAAAGGAGCACCACCCCAGCUGCUAUAAUCAACGAGACAACUGCAGUCAAAGUGCCUCACUUAUUUUGUAAUGCUCCUUUCUCUACCAUGUGCUAGUGUGGACCUAACCCAUCCUGCCAGAGGGCAGCAAGGAUUAAUCACAACUGAGAAGAGUAUUAUUCCACUUAUUAUUUACCUCUGUUAGCAACUUACCUUUUGCUGCUGAAUGUUUUCCUGCCCUGUCUUUGUCCAACUUCUGAAGCUGAGGUGGCUCAGAGGGUGCCUGCUUCAUGUCAGGCAGCAGCCUGCUCAGAAGGCAUCCUGCCACUCCAGCUCCCUGCAGUGGGUACCUAACACUCCCCUCCCACACCCACAGCAGCUGCAUCUGAUGGAGCUCUGGGGGCAAAUAGUACCAGGCAGAGCCUGUGGCUGAUCUGGAGCAUCAGAAGUCACCUCAGUUCAGGAGGUCUGGCUCUGGCAGGGGGGUUGGACUAGAUGAUCUUUCAAGUUCUCUUCCAGCCCUUAAGAUUCUGUGAAACAAGAUCAGGAAGAAGAGCAUCUGCAAGUAACAACAUAUCAUUGCAGUGCCACUGGCACCCCAUCCUUCUAUGAAAUGUAUUCACCAGAGAGUACUUUGAAGUAAGCACAGUUGUCAUGGCUUUUAAGAAGGAAGGGACAGAGACAAGCUUGCCUGCUGUGACCCUCACUGCUCCCCAGCAGCAGGCAGGGCAGGGCCAGUGGGACUCAUGCUCUGGACACACAAGUCUCCUCGGCUGAGUCCAGUGCAGGGCAUCUACCUCUGGCAAUCCUGUUUCCCGUGGCAGUCCUGCAGUAAGGCCAGGCUUAAUGGCAUUUUCCAGAUUGCUAAAUAAGCACAAAUUCCAAUGGAUUAAAGGAAAAAAAAAGACCAAAAUAAA
This is a messenger RNA of Colius striatus (speckled mousebird), 2711 nucleotides long. RefSeq names its product phosphoglucomutase 3 (gene PGM3). The record is from RefSeq and is a predicted model, not a curated record. NCBI's taxonomy places the organism in Eukaryota, Metazoa, Chordata, Aves, Coliiformes, Coliidae. Gene Ontology annotation, biological process: carbohydrate metabolic process; UDP-N-acetylglucosamine biosynthetic process; hemopoiesis. The transcript is spliced from 13 exons. The coding region runs from base 215 to 1843 and encodes 542 amino acids. Gene Ontology annotation, molecular function: magnesium ion binding; phosphoacetylglucosamine mutase activity.